This is a messenger RNA of Parasteatoda tepidariorum (common house spider), 1326 nucleotides long. Its product is annotated as L-xylulose reductase. NCBI's taxonomy places the organism in Eukaryota, Metazoa, Arthropoda, Arachnida, Araneae, Theridiidae. The record is from RefSeq and is a predicted model, not a curated record. Gene Ontology annotation, molecular function: carbonyl reductase (NADPH) activity; L-xylulose reductase (NADPH) activity. Gene Ontology annotation, biological process: glucose metabolic process; xylulose metabolic process.
UUUUACUUUUAGUUAUUUGCGAAAACAGAUAAAGACAUUUAGUUCUGCCGUAUAAUUUUCUUCCUAAGAAAUUUAGUCAAGCAAUUUAUAGUUUAGAGAAAAAACUAUAAAAAAUGGAUAUUCGCUUUGAUGGGAAGCGGGCGUUAGUAACUGGAGCUGGAAAAGGUAUUGGAAAGGCUGUUGCUAUUAGAUUGGCGGAAUGUGGUGCGGAGGUGAUCGCAGUCAGUAGAACUCAUUCAGAUUUAGAAGAACUAGAAAAAUGUAAUAAUAAGAUAAAGACUGUUCUUUUGGAUAUUGGUAACUGGGAAAAAACAAAGACCACUAUUUCCGAUCUUGAACCUAUUGAUUUGCUUGUUAAUAAUGCAGCUAUAGCAAAAGACAAAGAGUUCGGCGAUUUGUCGGAAGAGGAAAUUGACGAAUCAUACAAUAUCAAUGUGAAAGCAAUCAUAAAUAUUACCCAGAUCUUGGCGAAAGGUAUGAAGGAAAGAGGACAAGGAGGCUCGAUUGUUAAUGUUUCAAGUAUUGCCGCUUUCCGAACAGCUCCGACUCUUGGCGUAUACAGUUCAGGUAAAGGGGCAGUGGAUCAGCUGACAAGAUGCAUGGCAACUGAAUACGGACCUCAUAAUAUAAGAGUGAACUCUGUAAACCCUACCGGAGUACGUACUCGUAUGGCAGCAGAGUAUUUUGAACCUGAUAAUGAAUUAGGGAAAAUGUUUAUAGAACGAACACCUUUAAAAAGAUUAGGAGAAGUGGACGAUGUUGCAUACCCGAUAUUAUUUUUGCUGAGUGAAUAUGCAUCCCUGAUUAGUGGAAUAACAUUGCCCAUUGAUGGAGGAAUUGCAAAUGUUUUUUAGCUAAAAUUAAUCAAUGUUUUCUUGAUAAGCGUAUCAUACGCUGUUAACUAUGACGUUCAAACUACAGAUUAAUACUCUUUUAAAAUAAUGAAAUUUGAAAGUUAUUUUUGUUAUUUUGUAAUGUAAUAUUGAUUACUAUAACAAAUCAAAUUUCAAUUCAAAUAUAAUAUAGUUCUAUACAAAAUGUAGCUCUUUUUAUAACUAGAAAUAUUCAUUGGAUAUAUUUUUCCGCGAAAAUAUUACUCUUCUUACUGAUUUAUAAGAAAAUGAAAGGCAUUUCUUACAUAAAACUAUGUUUUAUUUGAGAUUAAUUGUAAAGAAAAAAAUAUUUGAUUUCAAAAGUGUGUACUUCCUUACAACAAACUUCAUAUGACUGAAAAUGUAUUAUUUUUAAUGUGAAUAAUUCAUCAAAAAAGAUUAAUAACUAUGACACUUACAAUUUGAUUGAUUAAAUGAAUGUUAUUACCUGUUA